This is a messenger RNA of Acanthosepion pharaonis, 684 nucleotides long. The record is from the annotation of a GenBank genome assembly. NCBI's taxonomy places the organism in Eukaryota, Metazoa, Mollusca, Cephalopoda, Sepiida, Sepiidae.
AUGAGUGCAGUUCUGUUUUUCUUUAUUUUCCUUUCUGUAAUCCGCUACACUAUUUAUACCGAAAACAAAACAUCUUUAAUGUGGUUUGUAUCUUUUUCCUUUCUCUCUCUCUCUCUCUAUUUCUCUCUCUAUCUCUCUUUCUCUAUCUCUAUCUCUCUCCCUCUCUCUAUCUCCCUCUCUCUAUCUCUCUUCUUUACAAAUGAAGAUUGUGAAGUUCUCUCUGUAGUGAUUAUUGCAAUACGCAAGAUCACAAAGUCUAAUGCAAUUCAACUACCUCACCAAGGUUCGUCUGGCGGUAAUAACGCUGCUUCGACCAUUACGCUCCUUUCUGUUUCAUUCUAUCUGAUUUUUACCACCCUACCGGUGACUCUGGUUUUUGUCAUCAACAACAAUGUACCGACAGGUGACGUCCAACUCACUGACGAACAGAUACGAGCUGAUCCCCAGUGGACAUCCUAUUUCAUGUUUGUCACAAUUCGCAGACUGAUUGAAGAGUUGUGCUUCUCGCAUUACUCCUGUUACUUUUUUGUGUAUUGCCUCACGGGUCCGCAAUUCCGGAAGGCAUUUCUCGCGUUACUACCAGUCAAAGUCUGUCAGGCCCUGAGUCAUCCAAAUCAAGGACGCUACACGAUUGUGACGGGAAACGGGCGAAUUACGAAUGAAAGUUGCACAACUUACGUAUGA